Beta vulgaris subsp. vulgaris (sugar beet) is the source of this 1600-nucleotide messenger RNA. Its product is annotated as protein WALLS ARE THIN 1. The coding region runs from base 78 to 1214 and encodes 378 amino acids. The record is from RefSeq and is a predicted model, not a curated record. Gene Ontology annotation, molecular function: transmembrane transporter activity. Gene Ontology annotation, cellular component: plasma membrane. The transcript is spliced from 6 exons. NCBI's taxonomy places the organism in Eukaryota, Viridiplantae, Streptophyta, Magnoliopsida, Caryophyllales, Amaranthaceae.
AACUCUCAUCUCCUUCUUCCCUCUCUUUUCCCACUUUCAUUUAGUUGUUAGUCUAGUGCUUGAUAGUGUUGGUAUCAAUGGCGGAUAAUGGUGCCUCUAACUCUCAGAGGAUGUGGUGUUCGAUACCCGAAAAGUUCCAGCUGCACGCCGCAAUGCUGGCGUUGCAGUUUGGGUAUGCCGGGUUUCAUGUAGUCUCUAGAGCUGCCCUUAACAUGGGAGUCAGCAAGCUUGUGUUUCCUGUCUAUAGGAACGUCAUAGCUUUGCUUCUCCUCCUUCCUUUUGCCUAUUUUCUUGAGAAGAAGAAGAGGCCUGCUAUAAAUCUUUCGUUCUUGGUUCAGUUCUUCUUACUAGCACUGGUUGGGAUAACAGCAAACCAAGGAUUCUACUUGCUGGGUUUGGACAACACGUCUCCCACCUUUGCGUCCGCUGUUCAGAAUUCUGUUCCAGCUCUCACUUUCCUCAUGGCUGCACUUCUCAGGAUAGAGAAGGUGAGAAUCGACAGAAAGGAUGGUAUAGCGAAGGUGCUGGGAACAGCAUGCUGUGUAGCAGGGGCCACAAUUAUUACAUUAUACCAAGGUCCAGUCAUAUACUCCCCCACCAAAGAACUCCAUGAUGCCACGCCAGUGCUUCUCUCAUUAGGAGAUGCCAAUGGCAAGAACUGGACCUUGGGCUGCAUCUUCCUUAUCGGACACUGCCUGUCGUGGUCCGGUUGGCUAGUUCUGCAGGCCCCCGUUCUUAAGAAAUACCCAGCAAGACUCUCAGUCACCUCUUACACUUGCUUCUUUGGGUUGAUACAGUUCAUUAUAAUCGCUGCCAUCUUUGAGAGGGAUUUUGAGGCUUGGAAGUUCCAUUCAGGUGGUGAGCUCUUCACUAUUAUGUAUGCGGGAGUGGUAGCAUCAGGGAUUGCUUUCGCUGUACAGAUAUGGUGCAUUGAUAGGGGAGGCCCGGUGUUUGUAGCAGUUUAUCAACCUGUUCAAACUUUGGUUGUCGCUAUCAUGGCCUCAUUUGCUUUGGGAGAACAAUUCUACUUAGGAGGGAUCCUUGGGGCAGUACUGAUCAUAGCAGGACUAUACCAAGUCUUGUGGGGAAAGAGUGAGGAGGCAAAAUUUGCAAAGGCUGCAAUCCUGUCUUCUGCAGAGCAUGGCAACAACAGAACAUCAAGUCAAUCGAAAACCCUUACUCAACCACUCCUUCCCCCAUCAGAAAAUGUUUAGUGGCCACAAUAACAUAAACCUCGGAUUGUUGGCUCUGGUCAGAAAACAAGCAAACUACUACUACUGCGUCAAGGGAGUUUGGUUUUUUUGGUGUGUAUGAAGUUUUCAUUUAGUGUCUUCUCACUAGGAGAUGAGCUAAAAGGGAGGAAAAAAGGAAUAGGUAUUAGGGAUGAAUGUGAUGAUUGUUACCAUCUCUUAAGGUGUGUACCAAGGGGAGCUUAACCCCCCACACCCCCACCCACUCCACGCUUUUACAUCUUAAUUAAUGGUUUGAUUUACAAGGAAAGAAAAUGCACUUGCAAAAAAAAAAUAUUGUGGCAUGCCAGAUGUAUGGACCCAUGUCCAAUUCCUGUCUUAAACACUAUUAAUGCAUAAUCUUUUUCAAA